AUGCAAGUAGAUGGAGACAGCGAAAGCUUGGUCCAGCUGCUCGCGCCGCCAUCGCCGGAGAACAGCGAAAGCUUGGUGCAGCUGCUCGCGCCGCCACCGCCGGAGAUCAACGCGGCCGCGCUGGUGCUCUCCGACGAGGAUCUCCUCCGCGAGAUCCUGCUCCGUCUGGAGAACCAUGAACACCUCGUCGUCGCUGCCGUCGUCUGCAAGCUGUGGCUCCACGUCGCCUCCGGUGAGUUCUUCCUACGCCGCUUCCGCGUGCUCCACCCGCCUCGUCUCCUCGGCUUCUGCGUCGUCGACGGCGACGACGACGCGCUUCUGCGCCCGCAGUUCCGGGCCCUCCCGCAGCACCCGGGCGUCGCCGCCGCCGCCGCCCACCGCGCGAAGCACCGGUUCUUCGGCCCGUACGGCCACCUCGCCGGCUUCCGCCGCCCACGCAUCACCGACUGCCGAGACGGCCAUGUCCUCGUCGAGGCCACCGACGGAGCGAGGCGUGUGGGCAUCGACACGCCCUACCGCUACAGCGUGCUCCGGCCGCCGCACCCACUGGAGUCCGUACGGCUCCUCCCUCCGCCGCCGCCACUGCCCGGCGCCGGGACGCACGUCGUCGAACGCGUGUUCCUACCGGAGGACGGCGGCGACGACCACGCCAUCACGCUGGUGUACGUGCGGCUGGUCGCGCGGAGACUGACCGCGCAGGUGCACGUCCUCGGGUCCGGCGGCGCGUGGGAAGCGCCGACUACGGCGGAAACGGAGCUCCCGGCGGUGGCGCCGUCGGGUGACGACGACGACGGCGACGAAGCCGUGGAGGCCGUUCUGCCGCCCAUCAACGGAGAAGUAUACGUCGUGACAACCUCCGGUUACACUUACACUCUAGGGCUCCGUAAGAGCAGCACGAGCUUGUCCGUCCUCGACCUCCCCAAUGCGGUGAGAUCAUGCAAUUUCAGGUUGUCAUGGUCACACGAAGACGACGACGGCGGCGGCGCCGGCGGCUCUCGUGGCCGGCUCUGCCUCGUCCAUGGCGACGGGACUCAGCUCAGCGUCUGGCACCGCAAAACGGCCACGAUAGCCGUCGGAGUCGGCUGGGAGCUGAGACACACGUUCUGCGUGCGCGAGGCGUGCCAACGUAUCGAGUGGCUGCCGGAGCGGUGGUGGACCGGCCGUGCGUCGGUGAUGGCCGUCGGCGGCGACGCCGAGUUCGCGCUGCUGGACCUGGAGCAGGCUGGCAUCGUGAUCUACGUGCACCUGCAGUGGAGGACAGUGAAGAAGGUCUACGAGAGGAAGACCGGCGGCGGUGCAGAAGACGGCCGGUCGGCGGUGAGGGUGUUCCCCUUGACGACGGUCUGGCCGCCCACGUUCCCGGAGUUCGACACGGAAGCGCAGAAUAGCGGCGAGAGGUCCGUCGAUGGCAGUAACGACGACCCGGAUGGUCUCGUCGGAGCGGUGGUGAUGUCAUGCCAUGAAGGGUUCUCGGCGACGUCGCCGACGUACGUCGCAGCGCGUGGACGCGAAGACGACGCCGGAGUAGCUGCUGGGUGGUUCCAGCGUCUGGCCGCGGUGGUGGCAGCAAUCGCUGACUGUAUCGCGUAG
This is a messenger RNA of Oryza brachyantha (malo sina), 1590 nucleotides long. RefSeq lists its product as uncharacterized. The coding region runs from base 1 to 1590 and encodes 529 amino acids. Gene Ontology annotation, molecular function: protein binding. The transcript has a single exon. The record is from RefSeq and is a predicted model, not a curated record. Lineage: Eukaryota; Viridiplantae; Streptophyta; Magnoliopsida; Poales; Poaceae.